Molecule: messenger RNA, 3285 nt
Organism: Homo sapiens (human)
Lineage: Eukaryota; Metazoa; Chordata; Mammalia; Primates; Hominidae
Gene: CNGA2
Product: cyclic nucleotide gated channel subunit alpha 2
Exons: 7
Coding region: 225-2219 (664 amino acids)
Biological process (GO): monoatomic ion transport; response to hydrogen sulfide; transmembrane transport
Cellular component (GO): membrane; non-motile cilium membrane; ciliary membrane
Molecular function (GO): intracellularly cyclic nucleotide-activated monoatomic cation channel activity; monoatomic ion channel activity
Source: RefSeq, marked reviewed
AGUAGACUCUAUUAUUUCAAGAAAGAUGGCGUGGAUAAACUGUUAGAUGCUGCUCAGAAACACAAUAGAACAUGGACAGAGAAGUGACUUGGGAUAAAUCGUGUUCCUGUCUAUCUCUUACUCUGGGACCACCACUGAGCUCGAGACUGCCAGACACUUCUUUCUAAACUCAGCACCCAGCAAAGGACCUGGCACAUAAUAAGUGCUCUGGUUGUACAUGGAGGAUGACCGAAAAAACCAAUGGUGUGAAGAGCUCCCCAGCCAAUAAUCACAACCAUCAUGCACCUCCUGCCAUCAAGGCCAAUGGCAAAGAUGACCACAGGACAAGCAGCAGGCCACACUCUGCAGCUGACGAUGACACCUCCUCAGAACUGCAGAGGCUGGCAGACGUGGAUGCCCCACAGCAGGGAAGGAGUGGCUUCCGCAGGAUAGUUCGCCUGGUGGGGAUCAUCAGAGAAUGGGCCAACAAGAAUUUCCGAGAGGAGGAACCUAGGCCUGACUCAUUCCUCGAGCGUUUUCGUGGGCCUGAACUCCAGACUGUGACCACACAGGAGGGGGAUGGCAAAGGCGACAAGGAUGGCGAGGACAAAGGCACCAAGAAGAAAUUUGAACUAUUUGUCUUGGACCCAGCUGGGGAUUGGUACUACUGCUGGCUAUUUGUCAUUGCCAUGCCCGUCCUUUACAACUGGUGCCUGCUGGUGGCCAGAGCCUGCUUCAGUGACCUACAGAAAGGCUACUACCUGGUGUGGCUGGUGCUGGAUUAUGUCUCAGAUGUGGUCUACAUUGCGGACCUCUUCAUCCGAUUGCGCACAGGUUUCCUGGAGCAGGGGCUGCUGGUCAAAGAUACCAAGAAACUGCGAGACAACUACAUCCACACCCUGCAGUUCAAGCUGGAUGUGGCUUCCAUCAUCCCCACUGACCUGAUCUAUUUUGCUGUGGACAUCCACAGCCCUGAGGUGCGCUUCAACCGCCUGCUGCACUUUGCCCGCAUGUUUGAGUUCUUUGACCGGACAGAGACACGCACCAACUACCCUAACAUCUUCCGCAUCAGCAACCUUGUCCUCUACAUCUUGGUCAUCAUCCACUGGAAUGCCUGCAUCUAUUAUGCCAUCUCCAAAUCCAUAGGCUUUGGGGUCGACACCUGGGUUUACCCAAACAUCACUGACCCUGAGUAUGGCUACCUGGCUAGGGAAUACAUCUAUUGCCUUUACUGGUCCACACUGACUCUCACUACCAUUGGGGAGACACCACCCCCUGUAAAGGAUGAGGAGUACCUAUUUGUCAUCUUUGACUUCCUGAUUGGCGUCCUCAUCUUUGCCACCAUCGUGGGAAAUGUGGGCUCCAUGAUCUCCAACAUGAAUGCCACCCGGGCAGAGUUCCAGGCUAAGAUCGAUGCCGUGAAACACUACAUGCAGUUCCGAAAGGUCAGCAAGGGGAUGGAAGCCAAGGUCAUUAGGUGGUUUGACUACUUGUGGACCAAUAAGAAGACAGUGGAUGAGCGAGAAAUUCUCAAGAAUCUGCCAGCCAAGCUCAGGGCUGAGAUAGCCAUCAAUGUCCACUUGUCCACACUCAAGAAAGUGCGCAUCUUCCAUGAUUGUGAGGCUGGCCUGCUGGUAGAGCUGGUACUGAAACUCCGUCCUCAGGUCUUCAGUCCUGGGGAUUACAUUUGCCGCAAAGGGGACAUCGGCAAGGAGAUGUACAUCAUUAAGGAGGGCAAACUGGCAGUGGUGGCUGAUGAUGGUGUGACUCAGUAUGCUCUGCUGUCGGCUGGAAGCUGCUUUGGCGAGAUCAGUAUCCUUAACAUUAAGGGCAGUAAAAUGGGCAAUCGACGCACAGCUAAUAUCCGCAGCCUGGGCUACUCAGAUCUCUUCUGCUUGUCCAAGGAUGAUCUUAUGGAAGCUGUGACUGAGUACCCUGAUGCCAAGAAAGUCCUAGAAGAGAGGGGUCGGGAGAUCCUCAUGAAGGAGGGACUGCUGGAUGAGAACGAAGUGGCAACCAGCAUGGAGGUCGACGUGCAGGAGAAGCUAGGGCAGCUGGAGACCAACAUGGAAACCUUGUACACUCGCUUUGGCCGCCUGCUGGCUGAGUACACGGGGGCCCAGCAGAAGCUCAAGCAGCGCAUCACAGUUCUGGAAACCAAGAUGAAACAGAACAAUGAAGAUGACUACCUGUCUGAUGGGAUGAACAGCCCUGAGCUGGCUGCUGCUGACGAGCCAUAAGACCUGGGGCCCAACUGCCUCUCCAGCAUUGGCCUUGGCCUUGAUCCCAGAAGCUAGAGGAGCUAUUUAGAUCUCCGGAUUUACAUGCAUUACCCUCAUGUUCCCUGAAUUCUCCCAAAAGCCUCUCUGACCCUGGGUUUUUGGCCUAAACAUCCAAGAUUCCGCCUCCAAGUUUAGCCCAAGUUUGUGGAGAGUACAGACUGCGUUGGCUGGGCUUCCGAGAGCUUCGGCCUGCCUAAGUCUGAGGAAGGGAGAAGGGGGCAGCUGUCUGCCAGGAGUCUGGCUCUUUUGCUCAUAGCGACCCCUCCCUUGGUUCUGGCCCCCGCUUUUUCUAACAUGUCUUCUGAAUGCUUCCUUUUUCCCUGCACACGCAUGUACUUCGAGCACCGACUAUAGACAUUUAGAUCAGGUACCCAGUGUCUGUCUCCCACGACAGGCCAAGGGAUGUGAUAGUGUUGUUGGGAGGGGGUAGAAGGGUGCCCACUCAGGGUUAUUCCUCCCCCAUCAGAUGCUCCAGCUCCUGCUCUGUAGAUUGAUCUGUCUGUCUGCUAGCCAGGAUGGGAUCUCUGCAGUCUUCUGUGGACCAAGGAGAUAGACCCGGCUUCUGGUCCAUUCCAGGGCAGGGAGUGAGGAGCAAGGCAACUGGCAUUUGUCCACCUGGAGACAGAGGUAGCUGGCAGCUCUGGCCAUCCCUCCCCUAUGAAGAGCAUUCCUAAAGAGGCCCUGAAAACUGCUGGUGGUGGGGAGACUCUUCAAGUUAAUAUCUGCAUUAGAGGCACCUAUGAGUUAAAAAAUUCCUUUGAACUAUCUGUGGUUAUUGCUCAACUCUGCUGUUCACAUUCUCUCCCUCCCUUCAUUAAUCCCUCUCUUUUCACCAUAUGGUUGUCCCUCAGUAUUCAUCAGGGAUUGCUUUCAGGAGUCCCCAUGGAUACCAAAAUUUGUGGAUGUUCAAGUCCCUGAUACAAAAUGACGUCGUAUUUGAAUAUAACCUAUGCACAUCCUCCCAUACUUUAAGUCAUCUCUCGAUUAUUUGUAACACCUAAUACAAUGUCAGUGCUAUGUAAAU